Molecule: messenger RNA, 1902 nt
Organism: Akanthomyces muscarius
Lineage: Eukaryota; Fungi; Ascomycota; Sordariomycetes; Hypocreales; Cordycipitaceae
Exons: 2
Coding region: 1-1902 (633 amino acids)
Biological process (GO): superoxide anion generation; defense response
Cellular component (GO): NADPH oxidase complex; plasma membrane
Molecular function (GO): superoxide-generating NAD(P)H oxidase activity
Source: RefSeq, a predicted model, not a curated record
AUGGUGAUAGACGUACCAUAUCUCAGAGACGACGAAAUCACGGAAUUUGUCGACUCUUUUGAUAAGGGCGGCGGCGGCGGUGACAUUGACCGCUCCGACUUGGAGCAGUGUCUCGAACAGACGCACAGCGAACUCGCCCGACAAUCAAACAACACGUCUUCCGUGGAAAAUGCACGCGUGCGCCGAGAUGCAUUCCGGGACAUGCUAGGAGCACCUGGGCCCCUUAUACCUCGCGAGUAUCUUUUCAGUCGAAUACGAAGCUGGAAGGUCCCGUCUCUCGUGCAGGUCAGGAAGGAGGAGAGACGACAAGAUGGCGUCUUUCAGCGUCGCGGCGCCUUGCGCCUCCUUCGUGCAUACUGGGCUGUCCACUGCUACGAAAUUGUUUUUCUUGCGUUUGUUGUUGCCACGAUAGCGGCUUCUGCAGCUGCGGAAGUAGUCAAGUACGACACGGUUCGCUACACCUCUGCCUUUGGUCCUGGCAUUGUGGUGGCCAAGGGAUGCACGGGAGCCUUGUAUCCGACAUUUUUCUUCAUGACUUUGAGCACAUUCAUCCAAGGCAGCGAGCCCAGAAACGAUGAAGCUGUCACUCGAGUGAUUGCACAAAAGUUGCCAGGUCAUCACUACAUCGAUUAUAUCCGCUCCAGAGCCGGAGCCACGGGCCUUACUGCGCUUGGCCUCUUCUACGUUGUCGCAAUGAUGAGCCUGCCUCGAAUGCGACGCUAUCACUAUAACCUGUUUCAGCUCGCUCACCUUCUGUUAUACCCGAUUCUCGCCUUGGCAAUUGCACACGGCACUUCUCAACUGCUCCAAGUAUCGAUCUUCGGCUAUAUACUGGCGCUGCCGACAUUCUUGUUGUUGUUUGAGAGAAUUUCCCGCAUAGCCCUAGGCUUCUACCUCAUCGACGCUUCCAUAGAACUCUCGACAAACGACACGAUCGAGCUAACUGCUCAAAUGCCAGAAUACCGCAUAUGGGACUACACGGCCGGUCAGUAUAUCUUGUUGCUGGUUCCGGACAUCAGCUCCUUUCAGUGGCAUCCAUUCACCAUCUCGUAUUGUCGCGACAAGACAAUCACACUUCAUAUAAAAACCAGCGGUGACUGGACUUCUAAGCUACGAGGUCUGGGCCCGACCAUCAAGGUUGCCAUAAACGGCCCAUUUGGUGCGCCAGCGCAGCGCUUUCAUGAUUUCCGGUACUCUAUCAUCAUCGGCGCAGGAGUUGGUAUCACACCGUUCUCGGCAAUCCUUGCCGAUCUGCAGCGGAAAGAUGAUUUGGACCAUGGAUGGCAGCACCGUCAACGAUUGGAAUCCGGAUACAAUACCUCAUCUUUAGAUACGGUGCCACCAUCUCCUGCCAAAAGCCUACAUCGAGGACACCGAAAGCAUCGGCGAACUGACUUUCACUGGAUUGUCCGCGACCGGCACAACUUAUCGUGGCUAUCUCAUCUUCUCAACCACGUUUCCAUGAGUCAGCAAAAUCGUCGCUGCCAACCAAACACCUCGCAGCUCGACAUCCGUAUCAACACACAUAUCACAGCCAAGCAUACAAAUAUUGUUGCCUAUAUAUUUAGCUGGAUUCUUGAAACAAGCCGCAGCGAUAAUCAUCCUGCCUCGUCUCUUACCGGCUUGCUCAACGCAACCAGCUUCGGACGCCCAGAUUUCGACAGUAUCCUGAACGAGCACUACGAAGACGUGCAAAAGCUAAAUUCGAGCCGAAACGAGUCUAAUAGAAAGCGAGUACGCAGCGAUGAUGGUGAAGACCAUGACCCCGAGCGCGCCGUCGGCGUGUUUUAUUGCGGUGCGUCAGAGGUUGGCGUCAUGCUAGCAGAUAAAUGCUGGCGGCUGACAGCCCGGGGUCGAGUUGAUGGAAGUCGCAUUACAUAUCAUUUUAUAGUAGAAUCAUAA